CACAAAGGUGCCACCGGUCAUACCAUUCAUACCCUUGACUUUCCUCCUUCCUUGACGACAUGUUCACCAUAAAAACACCCCCCUCGAGCACACUCGUCUACUCCCUAUUCGGAGUCCAACAACCAACGAGCACCGUCUCAGACAAGACACAAUCUGUGAUCCAAUCCUUCGAUGCCUUGUUAGAGGGAACCGACAGCUACAUCGACAGAGUCACACAUCACGGAAUCCUCGCACCAGGCGAAGGCAAGACCCAAAUCUGGCUGGCAACCUGGUCCUCAACCGCCAAAUUCGAGCAAUGGUGGGGAUCGAAACCCGUCGUGGAAUUCUGGGCCUCUCUACCCGACGACGCUGGUGUUUGGCGCGAGAUCAUCCAUGUUCCAUACACCCGUACCCAGUAUAAAACCACCCAGGAUUGGCAGGCUGGACAGGGGACGUUUGCCCCACAUGUACUCACCACAAAGAACGGGUACUGGGGGUGGAUCAGGGAUUCGAUUGAGGAGUUAUCGAAGGAGAACCGCAUGGAUACGCCGGUAGUGGAGGCGUUGGUGCCCGACCGGCAGGUGGAUCUGAGCGAGAAAGUGCACGGCCGUGUUCUUAUAGAUACGUUCCCCGACAAUCUAUGUUUCAACUUGGAAAGGCAGGACAUGUCGAAAAUGAUGGAGGCAGAGAAAAGUCUCUGGUUUGACCAGUUCGACCAGGCUGUUUGUAAGUGGAUGGACGAUUUGAUGGCCGCGGCACCGGAGGCUGGGAUUCUUACUUCGCGGAUGUGCUAUGACGAGACUAAGGGCACUUAUAAGGAGGAUGAGAGCGAUUUCCACAAGCAUACCCGCAAGGUGGAGUUGUUCUUUUUCAAGGAUCUCAAGUCCAUGGAGAGGUUGGGAAGAUCGAAUAAGGGACACGUCGGAUUGCGGAAUAACAUCUUGCAAACAUAUGGGCCUGGAGGGCAGAUGGCGGAGUGUGGAAAGCUGGCUCUUUGGGUGGAAACAAGUGUUCUCAAGGCCUCUGAUAUCGUGGCAGAGUAUAUUGGAUGUGUUCCUGGGACGGGGUUUCUGGCUUACAGGAACCAUGAGGCAUUCCAACGGCAAUAG
Molecule: messenger RNA, 1088 nt
Organism: Aspergillus versicolor CBS 583.65
Lineage: Eukaryota; Fungi; Ascomycota; Eurotiomycetes; Eurotiales; Aspergillaceae
Product: phenylacetaldoxime dehydratase family protein
Exons: 1
Coding region: 60-1088 (342 amino acids)
Source: RefSeq, a predicted model, not a curated record